CCGAUAUCCCAAAGUUUGCAGCAGCCGUCCGGCCCGAGGAUCAAACUCCCCUCCUUGUUGGCGCCAGCCAAUCGCGUUCUGAAUAUCAGCGAAAUUGCAUUGCAACCCCCCAGUCUCCCACGUUGCCGGGCCUCUGCUUCCGAAGCCUUCGAGCGUCUUGGCUUCUUGUUUCGGGCGCUCCCGUGGGGAUUUAUUAAAGGAUGGCGACGACCGCGCGACCCCGACCGCGCAUCGAGCUCGACGCCCAAUCGACGGUCCUUGGCGAACUCCCGCUCGGCAAUAUUCAGAACAUUAAGCCCAACACCAUUGACUCCCUGGCCCGCCAGCUAGACGAUUUCCACAUCAACUGCAACGACAAGGAGAACAAGCCAGGCUGCGCGCUUGAACUCGGCUCUGGCCAAGGCCGAACCACAGCCUGUGAAACUAACCACUGCAUCCGGGGCAGCUCCCACGCACACUCCGGCGCCGGCACAGACUGCAUCACACAGGGCUCCGAAGACCCUGAACACUUGGACCCCCUUUUCCUGGCCAGCCAGCGGCUUCCCAGCGUACAGGAGCAACUGUCAAAGCACCAAGAAGGUCAGUUCGAGUGGCUGCUUUCGAUUCCGGUCAAGACUUCCGCCAGCGGGCGCAGGCCGCGCGACGACUCCCAUGGCGACGCGGAGCUGCGCCGGGGCGAAAAGACGCUCUAUUUCGGAUGCAACCUUGUUCGCCGUAGAUCGCUGUUCGGCGGGGCGCUCGGGAACGACGGCGAGUCCACUGACGUGUACACCAUCUUAGCCACCCGCAUUGAGGGCGACGAGGAUUUCACGAUGGACGCGGCCGCUGAGCGGGAGCGGACGGAGGCCGCGGCACAGGACAGCGCCGUGACCGGGCGCCACGAGGAGGGACCGGCCACACUGCCCAAGAGCCCGCAGCUGGCAGUGGAGGUCAAGGAGCACUCCCGGCCAGUCUCCCGCAUCGAGGAUUCCGUUGAGGCCCUCGAUAAACUUGAAGAGGAGAUAGAAGCGGUUGCCCAAGUCACUCAGCUCGAGCGGGUGUUCUCUCCCGAGAAUGACAGAGCUAGCACGCAAAACACCAAUGGAGCAGGUGCGAAGGCGUCGCCGCUGAGGCGAGCGACUUCAGUCAGAGCUACUGCAAGCCCGGCGGCGAGGCCCAAGACAGUGGAGCGUAGCGCUUCGGUACGCAAAGCGGCCUCCAGUUCGUCAGCUCAAGAGGACGACAAAGCAGUCGGCGGAAGUUCAGGUUCAGGCGCACGAAAAGUGCCGAGGCCUGCCAGCCUUCUGCCGCCCAAGCCGCUGGCCAAGUCGAGCAAGCCUCCCACGGUGCCGGCAUUCGAGCUGCCAGGCGAGGCGGUGGCUCGUCGUUUGAAGGAGCAGCGCGAGCAACGCCGGUCCCAGCAGCUGUCGGCCGAGCAAAUGGCGGCCGUGGCAGCUGCCUACUCGCCGUCCAGGCCGCACUUCAAGUCGUCCAAGCCGCCGACGCGUCCGACAUUUGAGCUCCCCGGCGAGGCCAUCUCGAGGAAGAAGCGCGAGGAGCGCGAGGCCAAGCUGCGCGCGCAAGAGGAAGAGGAGCGCAAGCGGCGCGAGUUCAAGGCCCGACCGCUCCCCGCCAACCUCGCGCCGAGCACCGUGCCCCGCGAGACGCUGACCAGCCUGGCCCGCCAGCGGCAGCGACAGACCGAAGGCUCGUCCGACUCGGCCGCGACGACCAUCACGCCGGCCUCCAAGAAGCGCCACUCGGUCGCCGCCUACCCAUCAUCCAGCUCCGCUGCGCGUCCUUCCACGAACGCGCCCGCCGCGGCCACCACCACUACCACUCUCCCCACCCGCGGCCGCGGCCCCGCCCAGGACACCACCGACCCGGCAGGCCCGCGCACCCGCGACCUCUCAAGCCGCGCGACAUCGACGUCGACGGGCAGCGGCAGCAUCCGGCGCAGCGGCAGCGCCGGCAGCGGCGGCGUUAGCGGCAGCAAGCGCAGCGUGGUCAGCGCGGAGGAGGCGGCGGCGCAGCGGCAGCGCGGGCGCGAGGUGUUCGCGGCGGACGGGGCGUACGCGGCGGCGCGGGAGCGCGAGCGGCGCGCGCGCGAGGAGGCCGCCGUGCUCGCGCGCCGCGAGGCCGCGGAGCGGUCUAGGAUGCUGAGCCGCGAGUGGGCUGAGAAGCAGCGCCUGCGGGCUGAGAGGGAGAAGGAGAAGCGGGCGCGGGAGAGGGAGAGGGAUGCUGGGAAGGCGAAGGAGCAGGCCCAGGUGCAGACGCAGGUUGCGGAGGCGGCUUGACCUAAACUUUUGCGCUGCGCGGUUUUGUGUGUUUGGGUCGGUCGCUCGUUCCCGGGCGGUGCGGUGGAGUGUGUGCUGCCGGUGUUUUCUUUUUCUAGGGGGAGGGGGGGUGUUGAUGGUUGGUUUGGUGUCAAGGAGGCCUCAAGGGGUGUGGAAUAUCACGUUGCGUCGGUGCUUUUA
Thermothielavioides terrestris NRRL 8126 is the source of this 2456-nucleotide messenger RNA. RefSeq lists its product as uncharacterized. The transcript has 2 exons. Lineage: Eukaryota; Fungi; Ascomycota; Sordariomycetes; Sordariales; Chaetomiaceae. The record is from RefSeq and is a predicted model, not a curated record. The coding region runs from base 201 to 2276 and encodes 691 amino acids.